GUUAUCAUUAUGCAGCAAACCGAAUCUUCCGAGAAGCCCAAGGGCACGCGUAACACUGAUACUCAGCGAUAUGGCUGCCCUUAUAUGGUUUAUGCUGUUCUUGAGGGUAAUCAAUCCGUCAUCAGAAAGGUUGUUUCACAACAUAAACACCAGAUUAUGCAAGGUCCUCGCAUGUAUGCUCUUAACCGUCGUUUAGAUGCAGUUCAACUUGAAAGAGUAUGAGCC
Rhizopus microsporus ATCC 52813 is the source of this 225-nucleotide messenger RNA. RefSeq lists its product as uncharacterized. The record is from RefSeq and is a predicted model, not a curated record. Lineage: Eukaryota; Fungi; Mucoromycota; Mucoromycetes; Mucorales; Rhizopodaceae. The transcript has a single exon. The coding region runs from base 10 to 222 and encodes 70 amino acids.